This is a messenger RNA of Botrytis sinoallii, 579 nucleotides long. RefSeq lists its product as uncharacterized. Lineage: Eukaryota; Fungi; Ascomycota; Leotiomycetes; Helotiales; Sclerotiniaceae. The transcript has a single exon. The record is from RefSeq and is a predicted model, not a curated record. The coding region runs from base 1 to 579 and encodes 192 amino acids.
AUGACCCCGAUGCGCAAUGCAAACAUCUCUGGCCACAUUCUACGAGAGGCUCACUAUCGUGUUGGAUACUAUCUUGCUACAGAGUUCUUGGGAAACGUACUGGGUAUUGAAGAGUACCUAGUUCCUCAUGUGCAGGGCCACACAACCAGUGGAUUUCGUGUAUUGCAUGAACAUCAAACCUUGAUUGUGGCAUUGAUGCGCGGUGGCGAACCCAUGGCUUUUGGUGUCAGUGAAGCUUUGCCACUCGCUACGUUUCUUCAUGCUGAAGACCCUGAAGAUAUUAAGGCUACUCAUGUGGAGGGCCAGCUCAAUGUUGUUCUCGUGGACUCGGUUGUGAAUAGCGGCAAGACAAUCGUUGAGUUUGUAGAGCAUAUCCGGAAGCUGCACGCAACGAUCCGUAUCGUUGUAGUAGCUGGCGUGGUUCAAUCGCAGGUCAUUCAUGGAUCCAGUGCAGCCAAGGCACUUGCUAGAUCUGGGAAUUUCAGUAUCGUGGCUCUGCGUCUCUCAGAGAAUAAAUUCACGGGCAAAGGCACCACCGAUACUGGGAACCGGCUAUUCAAUACAACAUAUCUACCUUGA